AUGGCUUCUUCAAGAAAGCUUCUUGUUCUCUUCUUCACAUGGAUAUCUCUUUCCAUGGCGAAUCCGAUCUUCGUAUCUUCCGAUAAUGUCAAUUUCACAUUCAAAUCCUUCACGAUUCGUAACCUCACUUUCCUCGGCGAUUCUCAUCUCCGAAACGGCGUCGUCGGGCUCACAAGAGAGCUCGGCGUUCCCGAUACGAGCUCCGGCACCGUAAUCUACAACACUCCGAUCCGUUUCUACGAUCCGGAUUCAAACACCACGGCGUCUUUCUCAACUCACUUCUCCUUCUCCGUUCAAAACGUAAACCCAGAUUCCUCCGGCGACGGACUCUCUUUCUUCCUCUCUCACGACAACGACACUUUGGGUAGUCCCGGUAGUUACUUGGGUCUCGUCAAUUCCACACAAACGAUGAAGAAUCGAUUCGUCGCGAUCGAAUUCGACACCAAAUUGGAUUCUCAUUUCAACGAUCCGAGCGGUAAUCACAUCGGAUUAGAUGUCGAUAGCUUAAAUUCGAUCGCGACUUCAGAUCCGUUCGUUUCUUCUAAAAUUGAUUUGAAAUCUGGGAAAUCGAUAACUGCUUGGAUCGAUUACAAGAACGAUUUACGUUUAUUGAACGUGUUCUUGAGUUACACAGAUGAUGCAGUAAUGAAGAAGCCAGAGAAGCCUCUUUUAUCUGUGAAGAUUGAUCUUUCUCCUUUCUUAAACGGUGAGAUGUAUGUAGGAUUCUCUGGUUCAACAGAAGGAAGCACAGAGAUUCACUUGAUCGAGAAUUGGAGUUUCAAGACGUCUGGGUUUCUUCCGGUGAGAUCAAGAUCCAAUCAUCUUCACAAUGUCUCAGAUAGUUCCAUUGAUCCUGUGCCUAUACCCACGAGCAAGAAGAAGCGUCACAGGCACAAUCUUGCUAUUGGACUUGGUAUUUCUUGUCCAAUCUUCUUCUGUUUAGCUCUAUUGGUGUUUGGAUACUUAACUUUGAAGAAAUGGAAAGGUGUGAAAGCAGAGAAAGAGCUCAAGACUGAGCUAAUCACAGGUCUAAGAGAGUUUAGUUACAGAGAGCUUUACGCAGCUACGAAAGGGUUUCAUUCGAGUAGAGUCAUUGGUAGAGGAGCGUUUGGGAAUGUGUACAAAGCCAUGUUUGUUUCCUCUGGAACGAUCUCUGCUGUGAAAAGAUCGAGACAUAACUCAACCGAAGGCAAAACUGAGUUCUUGGCUGAGUUAUCGAUCAUUGCUUGUUUGCGUCACAAGAAUCUUGUUCAGCUGCACGGUUGGUGUAACGAGAAGGGAGAGUUGCUUCUCGUUUAUGAGUUCAUGUCUAAUGGAAGUCUUGACAAGAUUCUGUAUCAAGAAUCAGAAACAGGAGCUGUGUCUCUUGACUGGUCACAUAGGCUUAACAUAGCGAUUGGUUUAGCUUCAGCUUUAUCUUAUCUUCACCAUGAAUGUGAGCAGCAAGUGGUUCACAGAGACAUAAAGACAAGCAACAUAAUGCUUGACAUCAACUUCAACGCGAGGCUCGGUGAUUUCGGUCUGGCUAGACUCACGGAGCAUGACAAGAGCCCUGUCUCAACCUUAACCGCUGGUACGAUGGGUUAUCUCGCACCAGAGUAUCUGCAAUACGGCACUGCGACUGAGAAAACAGAUGCUUUUAGCUACGGAGUGGUGAUUCUAGAGGUUGCUUGUGGGAGAAGGCCAAUAGAUAAAGAACCAGAGAGUCAAAAGACAGUGAAUCUAGUGGAUUGGGUUUGGAGACUGCACAGUCAAGGAAGAGUUCUUGAAGCUGUGGAUGAGGGAUUAAAAGGUGAGUUUGAUGAGGAAAUGAUGAAGAAACUGUUGCUUGUUGGACUAAUGUGUGCCCAUCCAGAUAGUAAUGAGAGACCAUCGAUGAGACGUGUUCUUCAGAUACUUAACAAUGAGGUUGAGCCUGGUCCGGUUCCGAAGAUGAAACCUACAUUGUCUUUCUCUUGUGGGUUAAGCCUUGAUGAUAUUGUUUCAGAAGAUGAAGAAGGAGACAGUAUUGUGUAUGUUGUAUCUUAG
Molecule: messenger RNA, 2028 nt
Organism: Arabis nemorensis
Lineage: Eukaryota; Viridiplantae; Streptophyta; Magnoliopsida; Brassicales; Brassicaceae
Source: the annotation of a GenBank genome assembly